AUGGAAAGCGAAAAACAAGUUUUUGAAAGAGAAUCACCACGUCGGCCCUGGAGAAGUUGCAAGUUGAUGAUUGAUCCCGUGCUUACAAAAGGACUAUACAAAGUGUACCGCUAUGAUGGGCACGAGUUUAACAUUCCCGUCGACGACCUGGGUUUGUUUCCAGUGGAUUCUGUGAGAGAUCCACGCAUCUGCCGCAUGUGGAGCAAAUGCGUCAAGAAUGACCUUUCGGUUCCCAAAUUUAAGAUAGAUGAGUUUUACAUAGGUCCUGUUCCUCCUAAAGAAGUGACAUUUUGUAGGCUGAAUGACAAUGUAAACAAGGCCUUCCUGACUAAUAUGUGUAAUAAAUAUGGCCAUAUUGAAGAAGUGGAAAUUUUCUACAAUCCAAAGAACAAGAAACACUUAGGUAUUGCAAAAGUUGUUUUUGACACUGUGAGGGCCGCAAAGGACGCCGUUCAUCACCUCAACCAAACUUCAGUGAUGGGCAACAUUAUCCAUGUGGAAAUUGACCCAAAAGGUAAAAACAGGGUGCGCUACCUCAAGCUUCUCUACAACGGUCUCUACACUCCAUGGAGUUUACCAUUGGGAAGUAAUGACGAAAGUCUUCAAAACUUAAUCGACAAUUUAAUGUGCAAUUUUCCCCCACAGGGACAAGAUAGCCCAAUCAGCUUAAUGACUCCACACUCUCUCGACACAGCGUAUUCCAGUAUUAAUCAGGACACUCCUUUUAGCUUUGGGCUAACUCCCGGCUCGCAGGGAACCCCCCGCACUCCUUGCUUAUCUGCGACUCCUCUCUCCCAGGACUCAUGCUACUCCAGUCUUCAGGGCACUCCAAUCCUCCAGGGGGAGCCCCAGAUUUACAGUGUUCACAAACCACUCAGAAGAGAGAUUUGCUUUCGUAAAUCCACAAAGUCUCACUGGGGAGCUAGUGAAAUCCCUGAGGUGAAUUUAAAUUUUAAAAACCACCAACUUCCUCCUUCCCUCCCACUGUUUACCCAGAGUAGUACGAAGCAUAUUACACCAAAGGAGAAGACUGAAAACGCUCAGAAUCAUGCAAAAGAAACCUUUGAACUUAUGUCCCCAUGCCCAGAAUCAAUGCAUGUGGUCAAAACUACCUCAUUAACUAUAAACUCUUUGAGCACCCUGAGCACCAACCUGGCAGCCAACAAGCAGGCAGACGUGGCCUUCCCACCUAGCAACUGUGCAGACACAGCAGAUUUACCGAAGUCCGAAGGGAGUUUUGUCCGUACAACCCCCCAACCACAGACCCUAGAUGCCCGCAUACAAAGUUUGUUGACAACCUCACCGAGUUUACUCCUGAACUCCCAACUCGUAGAUAGCUCAGACAAGACUUUAAAGACUGUCAGUCCAACACAGUUCGUUGAAGAGGAUGAAACUUCCCAAGCUGUUUUUUUUCUUACAUCCCAAAGAGAUGUGGAGUGUCCCUCUGUGUGUAAUUUCACAAAAUAUGAAGAAACCAUGGGUAGAAACAGUAAAACGGAUGCACAGAAUUCCGAGGCACUGCGUCCCAAGGGUCUUCACUUAUCAAAUGUGGAUGAAGGGAACUCUGAAACGUCUUUUUCUCAGCCCCUGCGUUCUCCUGCUAUCAUGUCUGCAGAUUUCCAUCCACCAUUUACACCUUCAAGUUUCUUGAUUCCUUCAUUUCCCCCAAUUAGACAAAGCCUCCAAAAUGGCACCAUUCCAAUUCCACUGCCGUGCCGGACCCUUCCUCCUGGCCAUCAUAGCAGCAUCCACACCUCUACUGCCUCAGUUUCAUCCCCUUCUGUUUUCUCGGUACCCCAACCUCCUUUGAUGGACCAGGGCAAGCCACCACCUUGUGGACCACAUUACACCAAUUCACAUUUUUCUUGUGUCAAGCCUCUAGUACCACCUCCAGACUACCCACUCAUGAGAGAAAAACAUCAUCAUGUCACAGUUAAAAAUGUUAUAAAGGCGCUCAUGAAUGAACUGAAGUCAAUUAUCAAGAAAGACAUUACACGCAGAAUGAUUGAGGGAGUGGCAUUCAACGUGUUUGAAGACUGGUGGGAUGAUCAAGAGAAGAAAAGAAAGACAUUGGCUUUGCCUUUAAAUGAGAAGAAAAACAACAGUAUAAAUCCUCUGAAAAGCAUCAAUGGCCAGAACAAGAAACCUCCUCUGCCCUCCUUCAAGAUUAAGAAGAAAAGAGAUGACAAUCCUGCAAUUCUAGAAGUGAUAGAAAGUAAAGAGCCUGAUGGAACUGAAGGGGACAAAGUGUUGGAACCGACAUAUUGUCUCAGUCGUAAACGGAGACUCGCAAGACGACUUGAAAGUGAUGAUGAUGAUGACAAAGAUGAAGAAUACAACAUACGUCAAGUGGAGGAAAAGGAAAGUGUAACAGAUAAAGAGUCAAAGGAUGGACCUAAUGAAGAUGAAGUGCACAUUUUGUGUGAAAAGGAAGAUCUUGUAAACAAUGAUGACGGUAAUCAUCAGAAUGAAGAGAAGGACAUUGAAAUACACACAUCAUCUGAAGACACGUGCCCAGAUCCAGAUGAUGUUUUCUCCGCUGGCAGUGAAACAUGUUCACAGUCUGGCUCGUCAAAAGAAUCCUCAGGCGACUCAGACUCCCCGUCCUCUUUUACUUCAGAGAGUUGUGUAGACUUAUCCUACUCUGAGUUCAGCUCUGAAGAUGAUUUAGAUGAUGUCAAGGAUGAUGAAGGUUUGGAGUGUAUAGUAAUAUCAGAUGAGGAGUCCAUGGAACUUGAGCCUCCUGUAACACCCUCAGCCCCACUCACUCCUGGUGCUCAGCUGGAAAUGUUACACCAGGACUUGUCAGAUUCAUGUACUGGAGAGAAAGCAGGGGAAAAACAGUGCAUUUAUCAAGAGCCACCAUCAUAUGCUGACCCUGCAGUGCCUGUGGAACCUGAUGUGGAAAUAGAGAGGCGUGAAUGGACCUUUGAAUCUUUAGAGUACAUCUCGAGGCCUCUCACUCCUACCGGCUGUUUAUCUGAUAGUGAUCCUGACCUUUUGAUCAGAAGCAAACCAACAUCACCAGAUGUGACGGAGGUAGAACGACCACAGACCCCAGGCAAGGGAAUAGCAUCUCAAUUAGGAAGUGAAGAAUCAGGGGAUGACAGUCUAAUGCCAACUGUGAGUGAAUUAAAUCUACCAUCAUCUGCUUCAGCAGGUGUAUCUUUAUUGUUUGAUGAACCACCAAAGACCCCAGGUAGAGAGGACAUACUUGCUCUGAAUCAUACCAGUGGUGUGAGGGUCUCAGCAACACCAAGACUUGAGAGCAUUACACAUUUUAGAAAUUCAUCACUGUAUAGACAUCAAUUUGUCUUACCACCAAAGACCCCUGGAAGAGAUAUCAUUCUCCAACGAAGAGCCUUAGUCCGUAGAAGAAAGACCAAUAUAGUGAACACUUCACAAUCCCAUUUAUGUGACAAUUUCCUUGGAUUGUCAUCUCCAUGUGACCUGUCUGAGUCCUCCUCUGAUGACGGAGGAGUGAGAACAUGGUCAGGUAUGAGAGAGAUACCUCUGCAAAGACUGGAAAACAUGCCGGGUUUUCUCUAUAAGGGAAGUAGGAGGAAAACGAAAAGGAGCCAUAAACAGUGGAAGAGAAGAAAAAGAGGCUGGGCGAUCCACCACUACUCUUGUCGUAGUCCUCACAAAUUGCGGUCAGUGCGAGAGGAGAGGAGGAUACUUCACAGUAUAUGGAAGGACGGUCUGGAUGAAGAGGAUAGGAGGUUGCUGCAUUGCACUUAUGAAAGGCUGCAAGAGCGGGAUGAUGAGUGCAGCUGGCUUAGUGACACCCUCUGGAUCGCCCAUCCUCAUAUCCUUUUCUGUGUCAUCGAGUACAUUAAGAUUAACGAAGAACACCAGUCAUGGCAGCAAUACCACAUUACAGGUUCAGCUCGCAGUGAGGGCUUCUACAAAAUCAACUGGAGGGAUAAACUUGAAUAUCGUAACCAAGCAAGAUUUACUGAGCUUCCGUCGACAAGCUAUCAAGGACCCCUGACGCAGCCGGCUGCACUUCGAGCUGGAUCAGACUUCAGGUCGGAACAACGUCGUCUGCUGUCAUCUUUCAGCUGUGAUAGUGACUUGGUGAAGUUUAACCAACUCAAGUUUCGAAAGAAGAGGAUUCGUUUCAGCCGAAGUCACAUUCACGAUUGGGGUCUCUUUGCCCUGGAGGCAAUAGCAGCAGAUGAGAUGGUGAUUGAGUAUGUAGGCCAAGUAAUCAGACAGAAUGUUGCUGACAUGAGAGAGCGCAGAUAUGAAGAAGCAGGCAUUGGAAGCAGCUAUUUGUUCCGGGUGGAUCAAAACACUAUAAUUGAUGCCACAAAAUGUGGUAAUUUAUCCAGAUUCAUCAACCACAGCUGCAAUCCAAACUGUUAUGCGAAGAUAAUCACUGUGGAAUCCCAAAAGAAGAUAGUAAUCUACUCGCGGCAGACGAUAGGCAUCAAUGAAGAAAUCACGUAUGACUACAAAUUUCCAAUUGAGGACACAAAGAUUCCUUGCUUGUGCGGAGCUGAAAACUGUCGAGGCUCUUUGAACUGAUCAUAGGUAGAAGCCCACAUUGGAGAAGCUACUGUACAAAGACAAUGAAGAUGUGUGCAAAUAAUCAGGAUGAAACCAUCAGUUCUCUUGAAUGUUAAAAAUAGAGAGCUGCACCAACAGAACUUACUGAACUUCGGUACCCAGCACUUAAGCUAUUGUAUGAUAAAAUAUGAAACAGUAAUGGGAGAACACGCUCGACUUUUGUUAAAUUAAUGUACUAGUACAUGCAGUCUUAAUGGAAAACAUUAUAAAGACAUUUGUUGAAAGGCAAUCUUUUGUUAUACAUCAUGGUAUGGACAGUACAUAGCAGUUAUUGUUUACUGUUACAUUCCUGAAAAUAUGGAAUUUUAAAAAUCAUCCGUUGGUCCUUAUCUUACAAAUGAUAAUACAUUUUUUUUUAAUUUAUGAGAACUUCAUUUGUGUUUUCCUGCAGUUCAGCUGAACUCAAUAAUAGGCCUGUAAAAAUACAUUUCAAGGUUCUAAGAUACUGAAUUGUAAAUUAACACAGUAAAAGAUGGGAAAUA
Molecule: messenger RNA, 5057 nt
Organism: Corythoichthys intestinalis (scribbled pipefish)
Lineage: Eukaryota; Metazoa; Chordata; Actinopteri; Syngnathiformes; Syngnathidae
Product: histone-lysine N-methyltransferase SETD1B-A-like
Exons: 17
Coding region: 1-4533 (1510 amino acids)
Cellular component (GO): Set1C/COMPASS complex
Molecular function (GO): protein binding; histone H3K4 methyltransferase activity; RNA binding
Source: RefSeq, a predicted model, not a curated record